AUGGCUUGGCUUUAUAUACUCUAUAGUUCUGCAGGAAAAUCCACCAAACAAUCGAUUUAUGAAUGCCUAAUUGCGGAGAACGUCGAGACGUCCAUGUUGAAGGUUCUUCAGCAACACUUUGCGCUACAGCAGCAGUACGAGUAUUCUCAAUACAACGCCCAGUUUUUGGCCUAUCAAAAUCGUGGUAUCGGCAGUGCGGUGAAUAAAAAUGCCAAACACACAGAUGCACCAACAGAGUUGCAUGAAAUCAAUCACAAUAACAAUAAUAGACAUCAUGGCAAGAAGUCAGCAACGUCCACAACUACCGGCUCUAGUGCCACAGUGCUCGGUGGAACGUUGCUGGAAAAAAAAUCUCAAUCGAAAUUGCUCUCGGUGCGUGGCAAAGCUUUGCUACCGAAAUCCCAUCAACAACAACGCUCGGCUGAGGAAGCGCCUGUGCCAGCGACCGGAGUCGCUGAGCGACUGGAUGCGACGGAGCUGCAGCGUUUGAAACAUUUGAAUCGACAUUCGUGUAACGGUCGACUGGACUAUGAGGCAAUCGAGCGGCACCUGGAGCAGACGGAAUUACAGGAAGAGCACCGCAACAAAGGCAUCGAGGCUUUGGGCGUUUUGCUGCAGUAUGCGGUGUUCAAUCUGGAUGCAUUCGCAUGUCCGAGAGUAAAAACCGAGAAACACAAAAUUGAGGAACGUUUAAGCACAACACUGAAGCUGCUGGAUGAAGCGAAAACCAACUGUGCUCAGCUACAGGAUCAACUAUGUGAAAAAGAAGGCUAUUAUUUACAGCGCGAGCAAAAUCUGCAAGCAUUUCACCGCUGCGAAUUGGACAAAGAACAAGCCAAUCUAGCCGAUUAUCAAGCUUUUGCACAAGAGAAGUUCAAUGUACUCGAAUCACAAUUGGAGGCAAAAAAUUUGGAGCAUAAACGUAUAAUAGAAUCGUUUCGCCUGGAACUCUCUCAGAAAAAACAAGAGCUCUGCGCAGCCGACGAACGUGAAACGAAAUUGAAGGAACGUUUCAGUGCGUUGGAGAUUUCUGAGCAAGAGUUACGUGAAAAGCUGAAGAGUACGGAAAAUUCCUACGCUACGCAUUUAAAAGUUGCCACAGAACGAAGUGGAAACGCUGAAUUGAAUUUAUCGCAGGAGGAAAUUUCGGUUUUGCGGUCAUCUCAGCGCAGUUUCAAUGAGAGCUUGGACCGUAGUAGCGGCAUUAGCUCACCACGUAACUCUAGCACUUCGGAGUUUGCGCGCUUGGAAAGCGAGGUGGACAGCUUACACUGUGUGUUGGAGUUGAAGCAGAAAGAGAUUUCGAAGCUGAUCAAACAAAACGAGAAAUUGAUGCGAGAUGCCGAAGAGCGCGCCGUACUAACAGGCAAAAUAUCCAAGCUUGAGUCGAUGAUGGAGAUGCUAAAAUCAGAGCUUGACAUCAAGUCGGAGAAGGAGAAGGACUUCCUUCGCCAAAUAGACGACAUGCAAAAGGCUUAUAACCACGAAAUGGUAAAACGAAAGCGUCUCAGCUACGAUAACGAGGCCUUGCAAUGGCAGCUCAAGCAGCGCUCAGAGCAAUUGCAUAUCGUGGAAACCAAAUUGCAUGAGCUCUCCGCAAUGGAAUCGCACAACGCAAGCACUCAAUCUAGUAUUCACUCACUGAAUCGUUCUCAGCUGAUGAACGGUUCAUCAAUGGCCAGCAUACAAAUGGACGAUUUUUCGCCACCCACAUCGCCUGUGGUCAAGGGUGUAAUUGAAAAGCCUGAUUCCGUGUCGUGGGUGCUAGAGAUGGACGACGAUACACCCGAAGCAGCCGCAUCGAAAAUGGUGAAACGCGCUGGUUCUUUUCGUUCAGUUGAGCGCAGUCCUUCGACACGUCGGCAGUUGUCCGGAGGCGCCAGCGCCAUGAAUACAUCUUUGAGUAGUGUCGGCAGCGGUGCAUCAUAUGGCAAUGGUAAUAGCAGUGGGGGACCCAAUCCACUUUCGCAGUCAAUGUCUGCUACCACAGUGAUACGACAUUCCAGCGAUGUGCGAACCGAGUUCAGCAAACGUCCGCACUCGCGCACACGCUCCAAAUCGGUGAGUGUUAAAGGCACCGAACCAGUGAACGCUAGUGCAGGUGCGCUCAGCACCGGCUCGGUGGGCACCAAAAGCGGCAAACGGCUAUUGCGUCAAAGCUCCAGCUCAAGUGCAUGGAAGCAGCAUCAAUUGGAGUUGAUCAACUGGAAGGAACCGGUUAGUUCGAGUUCACCGCAUCAAAAUGCGAUACAUCCACGAACAUCUACGCUGUGUUCAGAAAUAGACGAGGAGCUGGUAUUGGCAGGCAGACGCGAUGACUCGUUUUUUCCACACACUCCAAACUCCAGCGCAGCCGCCCGAAAGCUCAUCACCUGCGACACAUCCAAGUUGAAUUCGGGUGAGCGAUUGGAUAUGCAGUCGUUACCCACACACGCCUCCGUGCAUGAUCUUAAAAAGAAAUUCCACGAGAUACAGGAAUCCGCGGGUGAAGCUAUGGUGUUGGGCACAAAUUCAGAGGACGAAAGCUGCUCGGCGUCAUCUGAUGAUGCUUGCUCAGCAUCGACCUCGUCUGCAACAACAGGUUCAACCUCGUCGCUAAAGAACUCGCACAUUUCACUGGAAGACGAUGUUAUCUUGUUCGACAAAAUCAACAGCCUCAACGGUACGCCAAUAGAAGUUAGCUGGUCCGAUGAUACAGAAAUAUUUGCUAACGGCUCAACGGUAUGACAAGACGAAGCGUUAGAAUUAGCAGAAGAAGAUGAGGAAGAGGAUAGCUUCUGAAUCUAAUUGCAAUAACUAUUUAGCAAGCGUUCAACAGAAAAACGUAAUUUAUUUUUUAAAAAAGAAAAGCAAAAAAAACUUAAGCCAAUAAGAGGUUAAAUAAACUGUGUCUCUUCCACUGGCAAAGCACAGACAUUUCGCAAAUUCAGCACCUCAAGGCGUUGGAAAUGUGAUUGCUUUGAGGGUAGAAGAGCGCGCAAAACAUGACAGAACACACUGGCCAAAAUUAUAUAGUUUGCUGGGAUUUGGCGCUAUUUGGGUAGCCUCGAACUACUUAACUUUAUUUAAUUUUAUUUAUUUGAAGGAAGAGAAAAUGAGAAAGCGUUAAUGAAUUACUUGUAAUUUUGAUGGUUUCAUGUACAACAGAGAGAAAAAAUAAUAAAAAAAAAAUACUUUCGCAUUGUUAUGAAUGCUCAGCGAAGAGAUGUGAAAUCUUAAUACUGAAAUAUUUAUGCUGAAGGAAACUAAUUUGGAUGGCAACUGUUCCGCUUUUGCUCGCAAGUUGCGAAUGCAUUUCCAUACAAAUGGACUUACUGGUUGCUAAAAAUAUGCAUAAGAAGGAAACAUUCUGGUUAAUAUUCGGGGCUUCAUCACCCUGGAGCACUACUAAUCAUGUGCAGAUUCUGCAUCAGAAGUUCGGGAGUGUUGUCUGACGUAUUUGAGUUUUUAGUUAUCUCUGACUGAUUUUGCUGAAAAUAGUUUCGCGCGCAAUUAACAACUCAAAUACUGGAACCCCCAUAUAUGCCUUAUUCUGAGUAUGAAAUGGUGUCGUGAAACACAUACCCAUGCAUAUGAAACUAUUAGCUAAGCUUUCUAUUUAAAAAUGCGACAUCUAGCCAGCAACAAAAUUUUCGAAGCAAAAUUUAUUAGACGAAUAUGAGCGCCAAUUACGUCUGCAUUUAUAGGAAAAUUUGAAGACCAGAAAAUUGUAUGACCAGAGAGAAAAUGUAAAUAUCGGCUUUUAAAUUUAUUUUGAUUGUUCCAUUGUUCCAUGCGAUAUUUGUGGCAGCGGCAAGCUAACUAAUGGCGUCACCAGGCUGCGCAGAAAUUUUUAAUAAAGCAAAAGUUUUGAACGAUUUGAAAAAAAUAUAAACACAAACGAAGAAUAUUGUAAGGGGUAUGAAAACAAAUGUAUGUAUGUGUGCAAUGAAAUGGAAUCGGCCCGUCUAAUGCAAACUUAACUAGGAACUUUAGCGCCCGCAAAGCAGUCCAUUAAUGAUACGGAACCUGAGGAGUAUCACCUUAAUAAAUAUUUGCGUGUAGGCGGAGGAGGAGGAAUAACUGGAUUUACUUAUAAUUAAUGUGUUUCACUGUGUGAAAACACUUCACUCUUGCAAAAAACGUGUGUCCAAGGCUUAAGAAAGUGAAUGUAAAGGAAUAUUUUAGCUUUAGCGAUUAUAAUUUUCACUGUACUUUCAGUUUAUUUCAUGUUAAUUGUAUUUAUUUAAUUAUAGUAAAAGUGUGUACCUAAACAUUAAGCUUAUGAAUAUUAUUGUGUAGUAUUUAGCUACCUUUCUUUACUACCUUAAGUUGGAGUCAGCCGGUCAGUCAGCCAAUCAGCCAAUCAGCCAGUCAGGCAGGCGGUUGUGUCGCGUUGGGCUGAGUUGUAUUGAUGAAUUAAAUAUCCAAGAAAGUGCAUUAUAAUUACAAAGAAAAAAAUAUAACUAAUAUUGAUUGUUCAUUUGUUUUAUAUGUGUAUGUAUAGGUGUGUAGGCUUACUUGAAUGCAUGAAGAAAAAUAUGUAUAAGAACUUAUGUGUGUUAGUAUUUAUUACAUACCACAAAUACGACAACUAUUGCCCCCCGCCCCCCCAAAGUAAUGAGAAACAAUUGCAAAUAGCAUAGUUGUUCACCCUUUCUUAACUUCUCUGUUUUCGAAAUGAAGUGGAAAACUGUCGUAAAUAAUACGCAACAGAAAUGUAAAAGCGAAAAUGAAAAAUUCAUUAAAUUAAUUGAAGUUGUCACAGUUAAAAGAGUUGAAAAAUGCAUAUUUGCCGUAAAUUGAAAAAAAAAAUAAUAAAAAAAACAAUCCAAAAUGGAUGAAAUAGCAGAAAUUGUAAUCUAACAUUUGAGUAGUUUGGAAAAGGGCAAACCGUACCCGAAUCCAGCUUUGGCAGUUAUUAUUAUAAAAAAAUUUCAUUUGCCAUCGAAACUCAGUUUCAAUUGAAUGGAAUGUCUGAUAAGCUAAUGAUUUGUGGCUUGAUCAUUGAAGGGAAAGCAAAUGCUGAAAAACCAAUAAAUAAAUAUACAAAUAUAAAUACUAUAUAUGAAA
Molecule: messenger RNA, 5052 nt
Organism: Anastrepha ludens (Mexican fruit fly)
Lineage: Eukaryota; Metazoa; Arthropoda; Insecta; Diptera; Tephritidae
Product: protein Daple-like
Exons: 9
Coding region: 1-2727 (908 amino acids)
Cellular component (GO): cytoplasm; nucleus
Molecular function (GO): microtubule binding
Source: RefSeq, a predicted model, not a curated record